AAACAUCAAAAAUCACAUAUGCUGAUACUAUGCUCUUCUUCCACUUCUGCUAACCUUUUUAUAUCUGUAAAGAUCAGUUCACGAAAAUCCAAGAGGAUAUUUGGUAUAUAGGAUAUAGCUCUCUUCUACUUUAUGUCCUAGCUAGGGCCUAACCUCACUCACCCACUUCGAUAGAUUUGCCCAACUCUUCCCUAACAGUAUCAAAUCAUAGCCCCUUUUCGAUUUCCCUGCCACCUUUCCAUUUAUAUUGUGUGGCUACCUGACCCCAUUUCUCCAUUCCUUGAGUUAUUUUCCCUCUCGUCUAGAUUACUUGCCCUUCCUCUGUCUCUGUCUCUCUCUCUCGAUUGAUUUGCGUAGAUAUAUAACGCAGUAAAAUGGAUGAUAUUGCUUGCUCUAAUGGGAUUAGCAGUGGGAAUGGAAUGAAUGGAAAAGGCCAUUCAUCACCAAAUGGCUAUCGGAAGAGCUGCUGGUACGAAGAAGAGAUUGAAGAGAACUUGAAAUUUUGUUUUGCUCUGAACAGCAUUUUGCAUACAGGAGCCACUCAGUAUCAAGACAUUGCUCUGUUGGACACAAAGCCAUUUGGAAAGGCUUUAGUCAUUGAUGGAAAGCUUCAAAGUGCAGAGGUGGACGAAUUCAUCUACCAUGAAUCCCUCGUUCAUCCAGCACUUCUUCAUCAUCCAAAUCCAAACACCAUCUUCAUUAUGGGAGGAGGUGAAGGUUCGACAGCAAGAGAAACACUCAGACAUCGCACUGUGAAGAAGGUUGUAAUGUGUGAUAUUGACGAGGAAGUGGUAGACUUCUGCAAGGCCUACUUGGCUGCGAAUAGAGAAGCUUUCUGUGAUCCAAGACUUGAGAUUGUCAUCAAUGAUGCCAGGAGUGAGCUAGAAAGCAGGAAAGAAUGCUAUGAUGUGAUAAUAGGGGACUUGGCAGACCCAAUAGAAGGAGGCCCAUGUUAUAAACUUUACACCAAAUCCUUUUAUGAGUUCAGUGUUAAACCCAAACUUAAUCAGGGUGGCGUAUUUGUCACACAGGCAGGUCCAGCAGGAAUUUUCAGCCAUACAGAAGUAUACUCUUGCAUUUACAAUACUUUAAGGCAGGUCUUCAAAUAUGUCGUUCCUUACUCAGCUCAUGUCCCUUCCUAUGCUGAUACUUGGGGAUGGAUCAUGGCUUCAGAUAGCCCAUUGGUGCUGAGUGCUGAUGAGUUUGACCUCAGAAUUAAACACAAAAUCAGAGGGGAGAACAGGUACCUUGAUGGCAAAACGUUCUCAUCAGCCUCCACCUUGAGCAAAGCCGUUCGCAAAUCACUGGAUAAUGAGACUCAUGUAUACACAGAGGGAGCAGCAAGAUUCAUAUAUGGGCAUGGCAGUGCUUGCAAGCAGAGUCAUGAAUAACCAAUUUCCUUUUUCUUUUCCAUGUUUUUGAUAUGUUUAUUUAUCUUUCUAAAUUAUGAACUCAGAAUUAUGUGUGAAAGCUAGUAAUGCCUCUUCAUGGAACUGAUGUGAAUUACUAAUGUUUUAUUCAUUAAUUAAUUUAUGAAAAUCAUGGGUCUAGCCCAAAUGAAUAA
Molecule: messenger RNA, 1564 nt
Organism: Hevea brasiliensis (rubber tree)
Lineage: Eukaryota; Viridiplantae; Streptophyta; Magnoliopsida; Malpighiales; Euphorbiaceae
Product: thermospermine synthase ACAULIS5
Exons: 10
Coding region: 375-1391 (338 amino acids)
Biological process (GO): polyamine biosynthetic process
Molecular function (GO): thermospermine synthase activity
Source: RefSeq, a predicted model, not a curated record